Molecule: messenger RNA, 4648 nt
Organism: Liolophura sinensis
Lineage: Eukaryota; Metazoa; Mollusca; Polyplacophora; Chitonida; Chitonidae
Product: splicing factor, suppressor of white-apricot homolog
Exons: 17
Coding region: 1935-4235 (766 amino acids)
Biological process (GO): mRNA 5'-splice site recognition; RNA processing
Molecular function (GO): RNA binding
Source: RefSeq, a predicted model, not a curated record
AACCUUCUAAGAAGUCAUGGAUGAGUUAUUUGUUUUCGGUUAUGGCUGUAAAAUAUUUCGCGAUGAUGAGAAGGCGAUGUAUAUCGAGGAGAAGCGUCACUUGAUCCCAUGGAUGGGCGAUGACAAACUGAUGAUUGACAGGUCGGUGCCCACUUGGACCCGUUGUUUCAUGCUCGAUUUCAUUCGUUUUCGAUUUUUUGGACGCGUUUUCUUUGACAUGGCUUCAUUUUCUAGCACCGAAUACCAUAGAGGGCAGAUGGUCGCAGUUGGUAGACGAAGGUCCGGGCACAAAGGAGUAACAUCAGCGGUGGAUGACGUAAAAAUACAUUGAUUUCGGGUACAAACUGUUGAAAUGGCCACCAUGUUGGCUCACCGCCAUUGUCCUUUCGACGAGGGGCCCCACACUGGGCAUGGCCGUCUUGUCAUAUUUGUUGAUGCUUUUGUUCUUGACUGUCUGUCAUGUCCACAACCUUGGUUAUGUUAAUAUUUGUAACGCGUUUAGUAAUUGACGAUAGCGUCAGUGAUUUGCAAAUGUAAGAAAGUAAAAGCAGAAGGGCCAAAAUGAUUUGUCAGUUUCAAAUUACAAGCAGCCCCCUCCACCGACCUUAUCUGUAGGACAUCUUUAGUACAAAAGUAAGGCUAAAGUCACCAGUUUACAGUUCAAAAAGAUAAUGGAAUCCGAAUGUCUUUAUAAUUAGCUGUCACAAAUUAUGUAAAUUAAAUGAUUUUUAAGAACUAAACAGUUAGUCCUAGAGACUAAAAACUAAAACAUUUAGUUUGCCAGUAACCGUGGAAACUUGCCAGAGGUCAGUGAUUCACUCCAGGCACCCCAAUUUCUGUCACUCAUAAAAUUUAGAAUAAUUUUAUCAGAUGAAAAAUUGUUAAGAGCGGCUUUAUACACCAAUAAAAUUAACAAGACAGAUCAUAAUUUUAGACGUUAUAAAUUAACUCAUCAUUCAUGUGGAACUUUUUGAAAUAACAUUUUCUUAAUAUACAGAGUACAGUAAGUUAGGGAGAACAGAUUUGAAUCACUCAGUAAACAUUUUGGUUUGUCCUUUUCAGGUAUGAUGGGCGUGGUCAUCUUUAUGAUUUAAACAAAUACGACGCCAGCAAUGUUACCCAUGAACCGUGGAUGCAGAUGGAAUCAGAGCGUGCGCUUGAGGCAGCAUGUGACGAGGAACGCUACUUGGAGCUUCACGUGGAUUUGGCAGAGCAAGCCGUGUAUGAAGGCAAAGGCUUGUGGCUGUAUAAUUGGGCUAUUGAGAUGUGAGGCAACACUUGAGAAAUAUGCAAAAAUUAUGUUUGUAAGUCUGAGAAUGCCUGGUACCAUGGCAACUGCCUGCCACCCACUGGGGUGAUGUUAGGUGGUUGUUGAGUAUUCACUAUGGUAGUUUUCUUUUCGUAGAGCGUGACAGUACAACAUAUUGUAAUUACUACUGAUGUACUCACCAAAUAGUUUUAUUAUGUCAUAUUAUUAAAAUUUUGACAUUCAUUAAAGUUGUAUUAUACACACUCAAGAUCUUGUGAGAGAAUUUUUCCGUUGACAUAUAUAUUUUGCAUGAGGAAUGUAAUGCUAUCUUUGUAAUUUAUGUUUGACUAUGACAUGAUUGACAGUUUUCCGUAAGAUACAGGUGAACAUGUAUGAGAGUAUUGGAACAGCUGAAUUAUUUCAUAGGAACUUUGUUACAGUCUUAUUAGAUUUUUUUGUCUCAGACAUGAAUAAAAUGCUCAUUUUAGCAAUGAAGUGCAGUCAGUGUGAGAUUACAUUGUAAACAAUAGUCCAGUGAAAUAUAUCAUCGGCUGGAAUGAGUGGGUAAGUUAAGGGGCAUAACUCUGGACACAGGACUGAAGUAUGGUCUUUGUUUGUCUGUUGUUGAACAGAGGAGGAGUGGAAGCGCUACUAUGAGUCUCUGGGAGGUGACAGCUACAAAGCCAUGGGAUUUAACUACGACUAUGAUGGGACUGGUGCCCAUGGAAUGCCCCCAGGCUAUGAUCAAGAAGUGGAAGACACUUUUGUUCCUCCUGCAGAACUAGCCAUUCCUGACAACAUGGAAAUACCUCGUAGUGACAAGGAGAAUGUGAUCAUAGAGAAGACAGCAAAGUUCAUCGCAGAACAUGGAGCCCAGAUGGAAAUCAUGAUCAAAGCCAAGCAGAAAGACAACCCUCAGUUUGAGUUCAUGGAGCAUGACCAUCCCAUUAACUUGUACUUCAAACACAUGGUGAAAAUGAUCAAGACAGGAAAGUAUAACCCUGUCCAGGCCCCGAAACCCAACCCUCCGGAGAAGCAAGACAGCUCAUACGAUGAUAAUGAUGAAGAACACCAUGGCUACCUUCAUCCUAGCUUGAUGUCUUCCAUAACCAUGACAGCACCCAGCAAACCUGUGCCAAAGCCAGUUGUGCGUGUCCACGAAACCCCCUACGGAGAUCUUAUUAAGUCUGUUACAAAGAGCAUGAGGAACGAUGUGCAGCAGAAUUCUGACAGUCAGCCCGAGAACACGACCCCACCCCUGGCUCCCCCACCCCUCCCACCAUUCAUGGCGCAGGAUGUGUACGGCCCCUCUCAGAAGAAACUUCCCCCACCCCCGGGGCUAGAGCCAGUCACCCUGCCCAACCCUGGCUUUCCUCACUCCUCAGAUCAUGAGGUCUUGUCAGGGCAUGAGCAGCAGGGGUUCAGCAAGAAGAACACCAGCAAAAAGCAUAUACAAGGGGAGAUAACUGUGAUGGGCCCUCAGAUUGUCCCUCCUGCUCCAGACAUUCAGCCAAUCAUUGACAGGAUGGCUCUGUACGUGGCCAAGAAUGGCGUGGACUUUGAGACGGUGGUCAAGAGCAAAAAUGACACUCGUUUUGAUUUUCUCAACCCUGGGCACAUGCACUACGCUUACUACGACUUCAGGAAACGACUACAUUUGGAGGAAUUAGAACAAGAAAAAUCAGAAGAUGAUGAUCGACAAAACUCCAGCAAAGGUGUGAGUUUCAAGUUGAAAACGAAAGAACAAGAGAACACACAGCUGGAUAAACGGAAAGCUUUUGACUAUGAGAGUACAGACGAUGAGGACGAAGAAGAUAAAAAGGUGAAGGAAGGCCAUCAGUCCCCGUCAGAGCCUCGUGACCCAGUCGUCCCCACAGAGAAACCUAACCAAACUACCCAGGAAGACAUAGAGAAAAAGAAAGCGGAGGAGAAGUUAAAGGAUCGCCUGGCACUUGCUGCACGAGAGAAACUGGCUCAGGCGAGUAAGGAAGAACAGAUCAAGGCUGAGAGGAAGAGGAAGGCUGCCAUGUUUAUUACGCUACUGAAGUCUGGGAACCAGGCAGCUGGGGCAACAGACGACAAACCUGACGUGACUGUGGGAGAUGCUGGUAGCGGACCUCCCUCUAGAACCUCCUCUCGACCUUGCACUCCGUAUGACCUGCUGUCUGGGAAGACUUCCCCUGACCGUCCAGUCUCUCCGGGUGAGACCACAGCUCCACCCCCUACCUCAGAAAACCAGACAGCCAAAGCGAAAGGGUCACUGCCGCGUGCAUAUUAUGGGAUUCCGGCCUCAAUGCGACGCUUCCCACGCUCCCCCACACCACCAUCCUCAUACAGUAGAGGCUGGAGGUCCCGUUCCCGGUCACGCUCGCCUAGGCGUUUCCCUCGGGGGUCCAGUCCUAUGCGCUGGUCAGACAGAUCCCCGCGACGCUUUGACCGAUCCAGCACCUCGAGACGCGCAUCACCGUCUCCCCCAAGAUCAUUCUCUGGGCGUUCCAAAUCUCCCGGCUUUGACAGAAGGAAAGCGAGGUCAAAACGAAGCAGGUCAAGAUCACCAAAGCGUUCCAAACGUUCACCAUCACAUUCCAAGUCGAAGAAGAAAAAACACAAGAAAUCUCGCUCAAAAUCCAGGUCUCCGCGUAGGAAGACAAAAUCCAAAGAGAGUAGUCAUGGAGAUGCAAAAUCUAAAGAUCCAGUGACAGUCAUAGAUCUGGAGCCAGUGAACAAGGGGAGUAACUCAGCAUGUGAUGACAACAGCAGGGGGAGUAAUGGUGUCCGACACACUAACAGUUUAGCGGACUGUACAAGCUAUGAACAAGUUCUGACUGCAGCAUCAAUGAUAAGAGGAGGCAAUGUUUCAGCUAAAGUGGAUACAAGCCGACCAUUUUCCCAGGUGUCUGACGAGAAGAUUUCCAAAGUGAAAGCCAUGUUAAAAGCCAGCAGGAAAGCCAUUCUGAAGGAGGAGGGCGUUGACCUGGACUUAUGACCUUGACCUCCAGUGUCAGGGCAGCGUGAUCAUUCAGUCAUGAACUCUGACCUGUUCAAAAUUAGAAUAAAUGUGUACAAAAUUGCAAGUGUUUUAAAGUUUUCAAAAAUUUAGAAGAAAAAGGUAGUACAUGUAUGUGAAGUGCUAGAUCUCAGUCAGUCAUCAAUUACUGGGGGGGGGGGGGGUGCAACUGUGCAAUUGAGGUCUACAUUUUGGAUCACACGUGUCAAUCCCUCUAUUCUGACCCAACGAUUGCUAGUCUACUUGUGAGUUGACAAUCAAUUUUGCUAAUGUAAACCUCAGUUAAUAUUUAUGUAUAUGUUUUAUCUGUAGGAAUGUAUAAAGAUUGAAUUUUGUUUUUCAACCACAAGAAUUAGCAUAAAUGCUGUGGUGUCAUCUGCUGUUUUUUGAAU